This is a messenger RNA of Leptinotarsa decemlineata (Colorado potato beetle), 693 nucleotides long. RefSeq lists its product as uncharacterized. Lineage: Eukaryota; Metazoa; Arthropoda; Insecta; Coleoptera; Chrysomelidae. The record is from RefSeq and is a predicted model, not a curated record.
UCCCCUCUCUCCCUUUUAGUUGGGACGUAUUCCACGAAAGCGUCAGGUGGAGAUUUGCUGCAAUAACGAAAAGACGAAUGUACCACGUUUGUGCUUUUGCCGUUGCAAAUUAUUUUACCAUUUAGAUCCAAAUUCACGAAUGUGCCACAUUCGUUAUUUUGGCAGUGUAAACAAUUGUGCUUUAAGAUAUUCGUGAUUAUAGUGAUCUAGGUAAAAUAUGAGUUCCCGAAUAGCAAGAAUAAUGAGAAAUUGCCAAAAAUUACAAGCUCAAGAUGAUACUAUGCGUAACGAACUGUCCUCAACAAACACCAUCGAGCAUCCAGAUACACAGCAACAAUGCAGUGAAUUAAAUCAGUACCCGUCAACAUCUCGCCUGGUUGUCCAACCUGAUGAUCUGCCUCCAGCUUUACCAGGAACACUGGAAGAAGAUUACUCGUAUGUUUCUAGAUCUUCUUCGGAUCUCUAUGAACCUUCAGGUUCGUCAGAUAUAGAAAAUGAGAGCUCAUGGGAAAGUGAUGUUGAGGAUUUUCCUGACCGUGAAAAGGUAUCUACUAAAAAAAGAGAAACGAGAAAUUAUGGAAGAAAAAUGUAAGGAAGGUUAAAAGGCUCAGAGGUGAGUCUUACAUUGGUCAUAGGGGAAUCGAGAAACCUUCACGUCCUCUUUUGCCGGUACCUUGUCUCAAUAAACCAAAA